Molecule: messenger RNA, 942 nt
Organism: Nannospalax galili (Upper Galilee mountains blind mole rat)
Lineage: Eukaryota; Metazoa; Chordata; Mammalia; Rodentia; Spalacidae
Product: olfactory receptor 6M1
Exons: 1
Coding region: 1-942 (313 amino acids)
Biological process (GO): G protein-coupled receptor signaling pathway
Cellular component (GO): membrane
Molecular function (GO): G protein-coupled receptor activity; olfactory receptor activity
Source: RefSeq, a predicted model, not a curated record
AUGGGAAAUUGGAGCACAGUGACUGAAUUCACCCUGAUUGCCUUCCCAGCUCUCCUGCACAUUCGAAUAGCCCUCUUUGUGGUUCUCUUGCUAAUGUACACAGUAACAGCAGCAGGAAACAUCAUCAUCAUCUCUCUAAUAUGGAUUGACCCUCACCUACAAACACCAAUGUAUUUUUUUCUCAGUAACUUAUCCCUUCUGGAUAUUUCAUAUACCACUUCUGUCACCCCAAAGCUGAUAGCCUGCCUCCUAGCACAGAAAAAGACCAUAUCAUUUGCAGGCUGCAUAUCCCAAACAUAUUUCUUCUUCUUCCUGGGGACAGUGGAGUUCAUCCUCUUGGCUGUCAUGUCCUUUGAUCGUUAUGUGGCUGUUUGUAUCCCAUUGCGCUAUGCUGUCAUCAUGAACAGCAGAGUCUGCUUCCUGCUGGUUCUGGGCUGCUGGGUGGGAGGCUUCCUCUCUGUGUUGGUACCAGUUAUUGUAGUGGCACAGGUACCUUACUGCAGAAAAGAAAUUAAUCAUUUUUUCUGUGAUAUUGGCCCUCUUCUUCAAGCAGCCUGUGCAGAUACCCAUUUUAUAGAGAAGUUGAACUUUAUCCUGUCUGCCCUUGUCAUCCUGAGCUCCCUUGGAUUCACUCUUGGGUCCUACACCUACAUCAUCUCUACCAUCCUGCGUAUCCCCUCAGGAAAAGGACGGCAAAAGGCUUUCUCUACCUGUGCUUCUCACAUCACUGUGGUCUCCAUUGUUUAUGGGAGCAACAUCUUUGUGUAUGUGAGACCCAAUCAGAAUAAUUCACUGGGUUUUGACAAGGUAGCUGCUAUUCUCAUCACCGUGGUGACCCCUCUUCUGAACCCUUUCAUCUAUAGCUUGAGGAAUGAGAAGGUCAAGGAAGUCCUAAGACACACAAUCAACAGGCUCAUUUCCUUCAUGCUAAGGAAAACUUGA